This is a messenger RNA of Enterobius vermicularis (human pinworm), 4095 nucleotides long. NCBI's taxonomy places the organism in Eukaryota, Metazoa, Nematoda, Chromadorea, Rhabditida, Oxyuridae. The record is from the annotation of a GenBank genome assembly.
AUGAACUUUUGGAGAUUUCGAGGCACUGCUACCCAAGAAUAUUGUUUGGGAGAGUGUGAGAGUGUUUCAAAGUUGGGAGGUGCCGAUGGGGGCGGAAAAGAAAUGAAGAGGUUUUUUUGGCAUUGGGAGAAUUUGUCUGUGGGAAUUGAACUGAGUGAGAUAGGUUGUCUUAUCACAGUGAGUUUGGUUAAAGUAGGAUUGAAUUUGACGCAUGUAGUCUCUACUACGACAAAGCAUACUGCCGAUGGUCAGCCGAUAAUAAGCGGUGUUACAAAAGAUGGAGCUCUUUUGCAUUCUGGGAUUUUUCAGAGUUCUGGCAGGCUUGAAACUGCAACAAUUAUUACUACAACGACAACUACAUAUAAAAGCUAUGAAAAUACAGGUAAAUAUGUAGCAAAAGAAAACAUUACCAGUCCGGAAGCGGCAACAAAUGGACUCAAAGAAAAGGACGCGAAGCGGCAAACAAAACCUUUAACUAAAAAAAGAAGUUUUGAAAACAUUGAUAACUACAACCAUUACAGCGGAUCUAUCGUUAAUAUGAGUAAAGCACGAGAAAUAGUAGGAGAGCCUAUUGAAAAUAUUGUGCAUUUAUAUCACAGCGGGCACUCGCUACCCCAUUUAGAAGUUGAAGAGCAGAACAUUGAAGAAGAAGUUAGCUCUAUUAUAGCAAGAAUUUCUCAAACUAUAAAGAAAGGCCAUGAGUCCGGAGCACCUAAGAGGGAAACGGCGUUAAAGCACAAGGUCCAAAGUGUACGGGAAAGUAAAGAUCAGCAAAAUCUCCAACGCAUACUUCAGCAGCUUCAAAAUACCGUUGAAAAGAAUGGUAAUCAGGGAAAAGAGGUAACAUCGGAACAACAUUUACAAGAACAAGUAAAUGAGAUACAUACUACCAACUAUUUUUCGAACCUGGCGGUAUACCAGAUGACGGCGCUGAAAGGAGAAGAAAGUAUUAUUGAUCAAGAAGAAUCAAACCGAAAUUUGCCCAAGAAAAAAACUAUUGAUACACUGCAGUCUUUAGCAGACAAAUUAAACUGCUGCCAACGAAAGGCAAAUGUAACUUACGAUUAUCCGCAGCCGGAACAGUACACAGAAUCAACUGAACACCUUCGCAUCGCUAAAGAAAUAAAUGCUCAGCCACUUUUUCAUUUUGUUACGGUUGUACGCAAUACGGGAGCACAAGUACAACAGCAGUUAGAAGCAGCAAAAGAGGAAGCCGUGGAAGUAGGUAACGGUUUUAAAAGACAGUCAGCUGAAAGAUGCCAAACGGUAGUGAAAGGAACACGGUUGCACCAAAACUUACAGACUCAUGAAAGUAGCCUUUCGUCAUUUGAGAGAGAUGAGUUGGAGCACUUCGCUCAAAAUCGAGGUGAGAAUUCUGAAGAGGAGGGAACUGAAAGAGGGCAAGGAAAGAGACAAAAAAUAGAAAGUGAUUUUUCAUGGUUGCUUAGCAAAAAUGCACCAAAAAACGGCAGCUCAAAACCUCCGUUUUACAAAGGAACGUUUGAGGGUUUGUCGCUAGAGAAAGAGCUGCCGGUCGAGCCGUUGAGCAAAUAUGUUGCGGUAUUAAAACAAGGGGGUAACCAGCCAAACGUUUAUUACAGUAGGAGAGUCGAUGACCAUGAAACACUUCAAGAAACUGACCUCUCCCAAACGCCACAACCAAAUAAAGUAAAAUCGCACGGUAUGAUCUCGGAAACACCAGAUUACACAGACUGCAUUGGACCGAACGAAGAAAGACGCAGCGAGUUAUGUAGGAAACACCCAGCAGAUUCAAAAUGCGGUCCAUCUUACACGUCCUAUGCGCAUAAAAACACAAUGCAAAAUCAGCAUAAUAUUGAAUUCUCGCCAAUUCACGACCCUGUGACCGUUCGUCACACCGGUGACAACUGUGACAAUCCUAAUUUAGAAACCUUUUUGGAAAGAAUUGUCUUCACAGACGAUAGAGUAAUGACAAUGCGUAAUUCCCAUGAACUAAAUUACAACCAACUGAAUUCGGCAUCCGUCACUGAAUCAGAUUCAGCUCCACCUGGUGUGCCCAAAACUGAAAUACAUGAUGAAAAGCUUUGCUCCCAACCCCUCGUUUUUCAAUCACGGCGAUCUUACAACCCUCAAGUUUACAACACAAGAAAUCGUGAACAAGAAAUACAGAGCGCAGAAGCCACGAUUACUGACGUUUCCCCGGAACAGUACACCCUAACCGAGAAAACGACCACUAAUGCACAAAAUGGCGGCCCCAAGUCGGUGUUCCUUCAAGCGGAACUAAAUCACGCCUGUACGUAUAACUCUCCCGACUUAAACAUCAGCGUACCUAAAGAACAUUCACCGCACAGAACCAAUGCGUCCCAAUCAAUACUGCUACACAAUCAGACGGCGACCGCAGCGUUUCUUCAUCCGGCUGCCACGGAACCGGACAGGACACCAAUGCUCUUUCAAAGAGAGACACAGAUCAAUUCUCACCAAUUCAUAACGUUCCUCCCUCACGAACUUUCUCCGGAACCGCUUUCCUCACACGUCAACGUAUAUCACCCAGGAAUAUCCCGUGUAGUUCCCAACCACGAGAGAACAGCAGGUGUGAGAAGACCGCGAGAACUUGAAGGAAACCUUGCCGACCUCGUCACAUACAAAUCUGAGGAUUCUCCCUAUCCGAGAUCUAAAGCAUACGCCGUUAAUCUCUCUCUAAUGCCACUCAAGAAAGAGCUCGAACACAUGCCAAUUCACCAGGUUGUGGACCUGCAUCAUAGCGGAACAUACGAUUACUUACCACAGAAAUCUGCACCAGAGCCAACACUGCACAAGGAGAAACGGGAACCUCUUCCAGUUUUCAAAUCUAAAUCUUUUCCAGGAACCCAGCGGGUGCUACAAGCCUUGGAAGGAGAGACCGUGGCAUUUGCCAUCAUUCCGCGCACAUUUCUCUCACAUGAGCUUUCUCAAGACCCGCUUUCCUCGGCUGUUGACGAAUAUCAUUCAGGAAUAUCCGCCGUACCUGUCCCUGAAGAGAGAAGAAAAGGUGUGGGAAAACUACGAGAGUUUGACGAGAACUUUGCCGACCUCGUCACUUUUAGAACUAACGAGGGCGCCUAUUCGAGGUCGGAACCCUACCUCGGCGACGUAAGCUGCCUGUCAGUCGAGAUAGAGCUCGAACACCUGCCACUUAAAAUGCUUGCAGACGAGUACCACAGCGGAACCUCCUGUUACUUCCUCCGGAAAUCUCCAACAGAGCCACCAGUGAUUCAGGAGAAAGAAGAGCCUGUUCUACUUUCGAAAUAUCAAGCAAUUGCAGGAACUCAGCGAGUGCUAGAGUCUUUCACACGGGAGAAAGUUGUAUUUGACAUAAUUUCGCGCACAUCACUCUCAAACGAACUUUCUCUUCAGCCGAUUUCAUCGGAGGUUAACGUGUAUCACUCAGGAAUAUCUAUAGCAAUUCUUCCCAAAGACAGAAGAAAGGGAGUGGGAACACGACAAGAAUUUCAAGAGAAGCUUCCCGAAGUUCUCACUUUCGGAGGUAGCGAGAGCGCGUAUCCCAGAUCCGAAGCAUACCUGGGCGACACGCGCUUCCUACCAGUCGGCGCAGACCUCGAACACAUGCCAAUUCAUAAGGUCGCGGACGUGUAUCAUAGCGGGACUUACGAUUACUUAUCCCAGAAACCUCUAGUGGACAUAACAGUGUUCAAGCGGAAAGAGGAGCCUAUUUCGAUUUUAAAACAUGAGCCAGUUACAGCAUCCCAAUGGGUGCCAGAAGCAUUUAAAGGAGACGGCAUUCCUUUUGACAUUAUUCAGCGCACAUUGCUCUCAAAUGAGCUUUGUCCUGAACCGCUCUCCUCCCAGGUUCACGUAUACCAUUCAGGAAUAUCGUACGUCACUGUUCCCGAGGAGAGAAGAAAAGGACUCGGAAGAUUAGGAGAAUUUGAAGAAAAGCUUGCCGAUCUCGUCUUUUUCAGAACGAGCGAGGGUGUUUAUCCGAGAUCGCAACCGUACCUGAAUGACGUCCAUUUCCUGCAACUCAACGCAGAGCUCCAACACAAGCCAAUUCAUCAGGUUGUGGUCGUGUAUCACACCGGAACCUACGACUACUUGCCCGAGAAAUCAGUUAUAGAA